AUGCCUGCCGAAGUCAUCAAAGAGCCUAACCCGCCUCCCCUGGCCUCCCGUCUCCCUAACAAUGUCCUGGAUCUUGCCGUAAGAAGAAACAAGACGACCUUGGACAACACGGUCGCCAAAUCCCUGACCGACUUUCAAAAUGCUGCCUGUUACAUCGCUGCCGCGAUGAUCUUUCUCCGAGACAAUGUUCUACUCGAGUCCAAGCUAGAGUUUGAGCAUGUCAAGCCCCGUUUGCUGGGCCACUGGGGUACCUGUCCCGGCCUCAUUCUGGUCUGGUCCCAUCUCAACCGCCUCAUCAGUAAACAUGAUAUGGACAUGAUCUAUGUUAUUGGCCCGGGACACGGCGCUCCUGCUGCGUUGGCCUCCCUCUGGCUCGAAGGCUCGCUGGAGAGGUUCUACCCGAAGGAGUACAGCCGUACCAAGGAGGGUCUCUUCAACCUCAUCACGAGAUUCUCCGUCCCGGGAGGCUUCCCUAGUCACAUCAAUGCCGAGACACCUGGAUCAAUCCAUGAGGGCGGUGAACUGGGUUACGCUUUGGGCGUGUCCUUUGGCGCCGUCAUGGACAACCCCGAGCUCAUCGUCACCUGUGUUGUAGGUGAUGGAGAGGCUGAGAGUGGCCCUACUGCUGCCGCCUGGCACGCCAUCAAGUAUAUUGACCCCAAGGAGUCGGGAGCUGUGAUUCCCAUUCUCCAUAUCAAUGGCUUCAAGAUCAGCGAGCGCACUAUUUUCGGCUGCAUGGACAACAAGGAAAUCGUAUCGCUGUUCACUGGUUACGGCUACCAGGUGUGCAUUGUGGAUGAGCUGAAUGACAUCGAUAACGAUCUGUCCAAUGCGCUUGAAUGGGCUGUGGCCGAAGUGAAGAAGAUCCAGCAGGCGGCUCGCACAGGCAAACCAAUUGCCAAGCCUCGCUGGCCCAUGAUUGCCUUGCGCACACCCAAGGGAUGGUCUGGACCUAAAGACGUCGACGGGGCCAUCAUCGAAGGAUCUUUCAAAUCACACCAAGUCCCGCUGCCCAAGGCUGGCUCUGAUGAGACACACCUUCAGAAGCUCCAGGAGUGGCUUGCCGGAUACGACAUUAGCAAACUUUUGCCUGAUGGCAAACCCAACGACAGCAUUCUUGAGACGAUCCCAAAGAACGAUGCCAAGAAGCUUGGUCAAUACAAGACCACUUACGAUCCUUAUGUUAGUCUCGAGCUGCCGGACUGGAAGAGUCUUACAGUCAAACCUGGAGAGCAAGCCAGCUGCAUGAAGGUCACGGGGGAGCUUCUCAACCAAGUAAUCCAGAAGAACCCUAAAACAUUCCGCAUGUUCUCCCCUGAUGAGUUGGAGAGCAACAAGCUCGACGCCGUGUUCGAAAACACCGGGCGCAACUUCCAGUGGGAUGAUUACUCGCGCGCUAGGGGUGGACGGGUUAUUGAGAUUCUCUCGGAACACUGCUGCCAGGCCUUCAUGCAGGGUUACACGUUGACCGGCCGUCAUGCGCUGUUCCCUAGUUACGAGUCCUUCCUUGGUAUUGUGCACACAAUGAUGGUGCAAUAUGCCAAGUUCAACAAGGUCGCCAAGCAGGUCAAGUGGCGCGGCGAGUUGGCGUCCAUCAACUACAUCGAGACCAGCACCUGGGCUCGCCAGGAGCACAACGGCUUCUCCCACCAGAACCCGUCGUUCAUCGGAGCAGUCCUCAAUCUCAAAUCUGAGGCAGCCAGAGUUUACCUCCCGCCCGACGCCAACUGCUUCCUUAGCACGGUUCACCACUGCCUCAAGUCUCGAGACAAGGUUAACCUCAUCAUCGGCUCCAAGCAGCCCACUUCAACCUACCUCGAUGUCGACGCCGCCGCAGAGCAUUGCCGUAUCGGAGCGAGCACGUGGAAGUUCGCCUCGACAGACGAAGGCGCCAACCCCGACGUCGUGCUGGUAGGUGUUGGUGUCGAAGUGACGUUCGAAGUCGUCAAGGCGGCAGAGCUGCUUCGGACGCUCGCGCCAGAGCUCCGUGUCCGUGUUAUCAAUGUGACGGAUCUCAUGGUCGUCCGCGCCGAGGCCAAACACCCGCACGCGUUGAGUAGGGACGCCUUCCUGGAGAUGUUCACCGAAGACAGGGAUGUCUGCUUCAACUACCACGGGUAUGCGACGGAGCUGCAAGGCCUGCUGUUCGGAAGACCUGGUCUGGACAGAAUGACGGUGGAGGGCUACCGCGAGGAGGGCACGACGACGACGCCGUUUGACAUGAUGCUUGUCAACUGCGUGAGCCGCUACGACGUUGCCAUCCGGGCAUUGAAGGGCGGUGCCAAGGUGAAUGACAAGAUUAAGAACAGCCUGGACGACAAGAUCAAGCAGGUUGAGGAGAAGGUCAAGGAGGUGCGCAAGUAUAUUGAAGAUAACGGAAAAGACCCUGACGACAUUUACGACUCACCCAAGUUUUGA
Molecule: messenger RNA, 2418 nt
Organism: Colletotrichum truncatum
Lineage: Eukaryota; Fungi; Ascomycota; Sordariomycetes; Glomerellales; Glomerellaceae
Product: d-xylulose 5-phosphate d-fructose 6-phosphate
Biological process (GO): carbohydrate metabolic process
Molecular function (GO): aldehyde-lyase activity
Source: RefSeq, a predicted model, not a curated record